This is a messenger RNA of Racocetra persica, 668 nucleotides long. Lineage: Eukaryota; Fungi; Glomeromycota; Glomeromycetes; Diversisporales; Gigasporaceae. The record is from the annotation of a GenBank genome assembly.
AUCUAAAUGAUACUCAUUUUAAAACAACUAAACAAUUACUUGAGGAUCAACGAUUAGCAUUAGAAAAAUUUAGUGAAGCAUUUAUAACUUUUGAUAAAAAUAAAUCUAAAGAUAUUAAAGAUUUAAUUAAAUUAGAAAAAAAUGAUAAAUCUAAUGAUAUUAAAAAUAUUUUAGAAUUAUUAUCAAAAGCUCAAGAAGGUACAACAGCAACAAAUCGAGCACUCAUUGAAUCAAGUAUAAAAUUAUUAGAAUCAAAACCAAAUAAUGAUUCAAAAAAAUUGAAUGUUAAAAUUGAUAAAAAUCAAUUUAAACAAAUAAUAGAUGCGAUUAAAAAAUCAAAUAUAAAAGAACGUGAUCCUAGAUUAUAUCAAAAUAUCCUUGAUAUAUUGGCACAAGAUGAUGAUGUUUUUGUUGGUAUUGAACUUCCAAAAUUAUAUACGUGGGAUUUUAAAACAGGACAAUACAAAAUGAUUUUAAACAAAAAUGGACAAGUUACAAAAAAUUAUAAGGGUGGGAUAUAUGUACAUUAUGGAAAUACAUAUGAAAGUGUACAUAAACCAAAAGUAGCAAAUGUAAAAACCCCAAGGAAUUUACCUGUAACUCCACCUCGAAGUCCAAAAAGAAGAAGUCGUUCAUCAAAAAAAAUAGUUGCAAAAUUUGUAAAUUAA